Plectropomus leopardus (leopard coralgrouper) is the source of this 1293-nucleotide messenger RNA. NCBI's taxonomy places the organism in Eukaryota, Metazoa, Chordata, Actinopteri, Perciformes, Serranidae. The record is from RefSeq and is a predicted model, not a curated record.
GUGGAGCAGCAGGAGCAGAGGCUGGCUCAGAGGAGCGAGGAGCAUCAGACGGCUGUGAACAGAGUGCAGGAGGUCAGAGAAGAGGAGCGACGACUGCAGAGAGGAGUCCAGGAGCUGAGGAGUCAGCAGGAGGCGCUGCUGAGUCAGCAGAGCUCCACCGUCUCCGCUCUGAGAGACGACGAGCUGCGACUCAUCACCGUGCAGUCUGAGCUCAACACACACAGAGCAGGUCUAAAACGCCUCCUUCAGGAGUUCCUCACAGAGCAGCAGGUGUUAGAGGAGGUGAAAACCAAACGCACCCACAACCUGCAGCAGCUCCACAAGAAGCAGCAUCAGCUGGACAGACUGCAGGAUGAGCUGGACACGACGAGGGACAAAGUGGACAAGACAAAGGACGAGCUGGACAGGACGAGGGACAAAGUGGACAAGACAAAGGACGAGCUGGAAAAGAAGCAGCAGGAGUUGAACAGGAAGCAGCAGGAGGUGGACAGGAAGCAGCAGGAGGUGAACAGGAAGCAGCAGGAGGUGGACAGGAAGCAGCAGGAGGUGGACAGGAAGCAGGACGAGCUGGCUGAGCUGCAGCAGGAAGUUGAGUCGCACAGAAAAGCGUCAGAGAAUCUUCUGGAAAAGACCGAACAGCGACCUGAACUGCAGGAGCUGCAGGAGCUGCAGGAGGAGCUGAGCAGGAGGAGGGAGGAGAGGAGCAGCCUGCAGGAGCAGUGCAAACACCUGGAGGCCAGACGGAGACACGCUGACAGGAGUCUGUCAGCGGUGGAGGAGGAGCUCCACAAACAGAGGGAGGAGCACCGCCAGGCUCAGCUUCUGACUCAGAAACUGAUCCGAGAAACAGCAGCCAAUCAGGAGCAGCUUCACGAGAACGCAGAGCUGUUGUCUCUGCUCAGUGAUCGCGUGGAGGAGAGGAAGAAAUACCUGCAGACCCUGGAACAGGUGGUGUGUGUCGGACAGCAGGAAGUCAGAGCUGCAGUGUGUCAGUUGGAGGACAGGGGGCGCCGCCUCACAGCGCAGCAGCAGCUCAAAGAGGAACUGUUGCAGAGAGAGAAACAGCUGAUCCACAAGGAGGAGGGGCUUAACAAACAGGAGGAGGAGCUAAAAAUCCAGGAGGAGGGGCUUGAACAUCUGAAGGAGGAGUUAAAGAUGGAAGAGGAGAGACUACGAAAGAAACAUGAGAAGCUUAGUGAGAAAGAGGAUGAGGACAGCAGGGAGGGGACAGAUGAGGAGGACGACUCUUUGUACCUGUGGACAGCUGGUCUGAGAUCUGUCUUCAGUUCUCAG